Molecule: messenger RNA, 1464 nt
Organism: Fimicolochytrium jonesii
Lineage: Eukaryota; Fungi; Chytridiomycota; Chytridiomycetes; Spizellomycetales; Powellomycetaceae
Product: ATP11 protein-domain-containing protein
Exons: 5
Coding region: 71-1033 (320 amino acids)
Biological process (GO): mitochondrial proton-transporting ATP synthase complex assembly
Cellular component (GO): mitochondrion
Source: RefSeq, a predicted model, not a curated record
UGCCUGGGAACUCCAACUCAGACUCCAACUCCGUAGACGAUUCUCCCAACAAGGCGCUUUUCGACGUUGAAUGACGAGCACACAGAACAGAAUGAGGGCCAUACAACGCAGCCUCCCUGCCAAAGCGACCACAUGCCUCUACCGGAGGUGUGCCUUCCGAGCAGUGCCUUCGAGGCCAUUCGCUUCCGUCGCUCCAGACAUCGGACUCUGGCCACCACGCACGGCCCCAGCAACGUCAACCUUCCAAAACCUCUGGAAUGGACUGCUAUCGGCGGUCGCGCAACCUGACGACCCGGCGACUGUGUACCGGAAGAAGUAUGCCGAGAAACUCAAGCGGGUUGCCGAGAGCGAAGGAGCCGCCACCGUCGACGAACUCCUCCAAAAGCGCAAAUCUCCCCCAACCCCGCCCCCAUCCCCAUCACAACCGCCCACCAAAAAAUCUAAACCUACAACAGCAGCACCAGCAAAACGAAAAGGCGACCUCCCACCGCACGUCAAAACCCUCGACCAGAUCGUCAACAUUGAGAAACUGGCGCAGGAGGACGGGAAGGUCAUUGGCGAUAUUUGGAACAAGUUCCAUGCUGCACGCAAGUGUUUGAGUGGGAGUAUGACUGGGGGCUUUUAUGAGAAGUUGAUGAAGAGGGGAAGGGAGUUUCCGUUGUUCAUACUCCCCCUCCCACGAAACCAAGGCUACGAAUUCUUCAUGCUCCAAUUCUCUGGGCACCAAGUCUUCUUCACCCCCCUUCUCGAAUACAAAACCCACCGCGAAAACGCACGCCCGCACCUCAUCCUCACCCACUACACCGACCUGUCCCCCACCAAGGACGUCGUGCUCAUGGUCGGCGAGCUCGGCGACCCGGACCGCACGGUUUUGACACUCCCCGAGGCGCAGAAUUUGGUGUAUCAGAUGCAGAUGUACUAUGUGACGGGGGGGGAGGAGGUGAGGGGGUUGGUGGAGCGGUUCCAUAGGGAGCCGGAGGGGUUUGAUUAUCAGAGGUUGAUUGCGGCACUUGAGAGUUUGGGGUCGGCUUAGGCAGGCUUUGGUGAGGUUUUUAAGGAGAUGGGAUGGUGGGGCUGCGGGGGGUUCCGCUUCGCUUUUGAGAAGAAGAUGGGCUGGUAGGGUUAUGGUAUGUCGGUCUCCGAUGCGAAGUUGUAUCUAGACAAGGAAGUGUGGCAAACAUUAGAGCUUAGAGAAGCCCGUGAAGGAGUGCUGGCUCGGACAUAGGAAGAUGAAGCGAAGACGGAAGUGUUUUGGAUUGUACAGUAUAAGGUAGGCUGCUCGCAGUACCACCCGUGUACUCGCAGUCAUGCCAAGUUCAGGAGAGAACUUCCAGCAAAACGCCUUCGACGCGACGGGAUGGCCUUCCUGCCCUUCGGACAACGAGAACGCGCCCGUCCCGUCUCCCGUCUUCCCCGCCGACACUCUCUCAGGACAUAGGAACCACACACACUAUUGACCCGCUA